This is a messenger RNA of Betta splendens (Siamese fighting fish), 2678 nucleotides long. RefSeq lists its product as uncharacterized. Lineage: Eukaryota; Metazoa; Chordata; Actinopteri; Anabantiformes; Osphronemidae. Bases 656 to 1291 code for a protein of 211 amino acids. The record is from RefSeq and is a predicted model, not a curated record. The transcript is spliced from 2 exons.
UUCAUAUACAGACGACUCAGACAGGAUAAUAGUGUCUGGUGCUCGUUCCCAGUAACAGGUUGAGUCUGUUGCUGGUUCCCAGUAUUGCGCUGCGACUGCUGACCACUAGACACUCUGCGUCUCCACUAGAGGGCAGACACACAACAUGUCACAAAUGAGGUCUGUCUCAGUUCCUUUUGUUUGGGGCUUUUAUAAGAUUGAGCUGGUUGUUCAUCUCUGUUUGAUGACAACUCAAUUGGAACAUGCUUCUGUAGUAUAAACACAAAGACACAAACGUAUUCACUGAGGAACACAGCAACAAAACAGGAAACGCAUCCUCCGAAACAGGUGGGUAGAGAUGACCUGUUUAACAGUGUUUAACUUCCAUCCACGUUCAUCCUGUUUAAGUUGUUCCUAAUGAAUGUGUAAUACACAAUAAUAAAACAAAUACAUGAGAUAAAAAGUACAUAUAUACCAGCAUUUUACAGAUUUUUUUUUUGGUGACGUUGUGGCACCGGUUAGAGGCGGCCCGUUUUCCUUUGACUAUUCUAAUGAGGGCAGGGUUGCUUCACUUCCACAUCCAUCAGUGAGCUCAUUCAUUCACCUGCAUAGAACAGAACCCGUCCACAUCUGUGUAAAGGAGAAAUAACCAAAGACAUCACUGAGCCUGAAAAAGAUGGAGCAGUCGAUUGCACCAAAGGACGACCGCUGGCCGGCGUGUGAGGCUGCGGCCUCCACCACCGGCCACAGGGGAGAGGUCGCCAGCAGCCGCCCCCCUGCCGAGGUGCCGCUGAGCAACCCGGACGCGCUCCUGGUGGGUCUGCUGGCAGCCGUGGGUGCAGCCUGCGGGGGCUUCACCGGGGCGGCGGCCGGGGCGGCCGGGGCCGCGUGCGCUGCCGCUUACAGCCUGUUCGGCGAGGACACCUCGGCCCUCGGCGCCGCGGCGGGAGUGCUGGGCAGCAUCGUGGGCGGGGCGGUGGGGGGCGCCUUCUGCGGUGCCGUGGGUGGAGCCGUGGGUGGAGCCGCCGGCGCCUCGGCGUCCGCGGGUCCAGGAUUCUGGCUGGCGUCGGACGCGGCGCUGGCCACGCUGGGCUGCGCCACUGGUGGGGUCAUCGGGUGCAACUUCCACAGGACGGUUGGCGCCGUGGGCGGAGCCACGGGCGCGGCCUUCGGAGCCCUGGUUGCACGGGACUUCACGAGCCGCUUGGUGCAGUCGCUCAGGGAUCUGGGGCUGAACGGAGAUGUGGAGCAACUGAUGCAGCCUCUCCAGCGGUUCAUCGAGCAGCGAGACAAAGACGCACAGACGCCUUAGAUGGAGGAUGCUCAGAGUGACAGCCUCUGCUCCACCGGCGGCUCCGAGCCUCAGCGUUCACGUGAUGAUGAUGAUGAUGAUGGUCUCUAUUAACCACUGAAUGCUGCUCAGCACCUUUCACUGUCUUCUUAAAAAUCCAACUGUUUCAGCUUCUGUAUGUUUGAUCAGCAGCUCUCAUCUUUCCCUUUCAUCCUGGUUUGACUUGAUUGUUUUUAUUUUAUUUGAACGCAUAAACUUAACAUCUCAAUAUAAAGACAAUUCAAAUAAAUGUUUGGUGUUGACAACAGAAACCUGCAAAAGAAAUAUUAACACUUGCAUGAACAGAACUGAAGUAAAGUUGCUCUAAAGUUCUAUGAGACUAAGCAGAAACUAAAUUUACUGCCACCUAUCAUAUGACAGCUCCAGCAACAACAUAAAUCUUCAUUCAGAGAAGAGGGAAGUAGAUGCUGCCUCAGGAAUCUCGUUUUCACUGGCAACAGCUUUGUAACUGAAACUUCCUCAUGGACGGGACUGUAAAACAACCGGCUGUACAAAAGCAGCUCGUCAAAUUAAACCCAGAAUCUGGACCACAGGCAUGCAGGAGAACGGGUUCGAGGCAUCUGCGGCAUUCUUAUCGUUCUACUAUUCAUCCAUCAACUCCGUCCAGUCUGACAAGCGUUGGCAGGAGACCCAGCUGGUCCCCCUUCACAGGCCGCGAACAGCUGGAGUACUGAACAGCUGGAGGCUAGAGGAGAGAAGCAUCAGCACUUUGUCUGAAUGGGAACGAGAUUUGACAAAUUCUGAGCAAAAACAAACACAGUAAAAUCAGUAUAAAAUACUUUAUUGAAAUGCAGAAGUAAAAGUAGGUUUUAAAAAUAAUUUAAAUAUAUUACAAAUCUUAGCAUAAUUUGAGGCUGACUGCAGAAAGAAGAUCAACAUAAAAUUAACCAAUUUAAAAAAUAUAUCAAAAUGAUUGUGAUGCUUCUUUAGAUUCAGGUUGAACUGAGGCUGUGAGGACGAAGCGUUUGGCGAUUUAACGUUAAAUGUUAAUUCUUAGAGCUAUUACAAAUAAUUUUAUGGAUCUCAUACUAGAGAAGCUUAUAUGUAGAUGUAUGAAAGUAAAAUUAUGUCAAAUAUCAAAUAUUUGGCAGGUAUGGGCUGAAGUAGCGCUUGGAGGUUCAGUUGGUGGCGCGUUGGCUUGAGGAGCAGAAGGUCCCAGGUUCAAAGCGUGUCCUGGGGUGAGACGCUACACUCUGCUCCCCGCGAUGGGGAAAACGCAUCCCCAAUGUGGGAUCAAUAAGGCUCAAUUAUAUUAUCAUUAAUCAUUUUCAUUAUUCAUAAUUUCACUCUCAGAUAUCUAUACUUUCAACUAGUAGCAUAUCAGUGUGAGAGCCACACAGAUAACAAU